AUGCUUGUUGGGUGGCGCGAAAAUGAUAGACGGCAGCGGCGAGAGAAGCGGUGGAAUUCCGGAAAAUCGUUCGAGGAAGCACGUUGCAUAUCCAUCCUGUUGUUCGAAUCGCAGCGGCCGAAUCCAACGAUUGGGAUAGCCGAUGGGAAAGUCGAAUGUUUUGCUGGUCGGAAUCGUCACAACCAGAAUUACUUCUUGUUCUUCCCUAUGCCCUGGAAUAUUUGUCAGCUUACUGAACAUCAAGCGAGGAAUGCCGAGAACUGGAAGCGGCUGCUGCUUCAAACUAGUACUAAAAAUACCAGCAGAAGCAAGACUCAAAGUAGUACUCAGAAUAUCAGCACAAGUAACAUCGAUAAUAACAGUACGAAUACCAAUACAAGUACUACUAGUAAUGCAGCGGAAAUGAUCAGAGCAAAAGAAACAGUAAAGAAGACGAACAAGAAGGUCCAACAACAGCGACAUAAUAAUAGCAAAUUCGGCAGCAAAUUCUCCAGCAACAGAUUUGAAGCUUUGUUACUGGAUGAGGAUGGAGACAAAGACCGGCCAUAG
Messenger RNA from Linum trigynum, 549 nucleotides. NCBI's taxonomy places the organism in Eukaryota, Viridiplantae, Streptophyta, Magnoliopsida, Malpighiales, Linaceae. The record is from the annotation of a GenBank genome assembly.